AGAUGAGCACAUGAGCCUUGGUUUCAGACAUCAGCAAUACCACAGGUUAUGCACAUGAUUUGCAUGAACACCUCUCUCUCUCUCGGAUGGUGUUCAUUUCCAGGCACAAAGAUCUCACUGUUCAUUCUUGUUCGUUCUCCGUUUAUCUCACGUGGUGUCCACCUUCUACACAGACAAGCCUAAGGACAGCAAAGAUUGCACACAUAAAUCAUGCUGGCCUGGCUGAGAGCUGCCAUCUUCCUUUUCAGUGUGCAGAGGGUCAAGAACUUCCAGUCACCUCUGGUCUGUGUGAACAUUUCAUGCCUCACUUGUGACACCAAGCCUUCAAAAGUUUUUCGAGGCCAGCCGGAUGACAGCUGUUCCCUGUGCUCAAACGUGACAGUGGAAGAUGGUGCUGCUAAAAUCUGUUUCCACGAAAUUCCAACAAGUUGCAAAAAAGAUCUCUUGGUGUCCCAGAACAUCAGUACCAUGAGCUUGUCGGUCGGCCAGAGCACCAACCUAAGCUGUAACUAUACGGAGACCCCAGAGCCCACGGCGUUUAGAUGGUACAAAGAUGACACUCUUCUGCCGAGCACAAAUACCAGCCAGCUGUCACUGAACAGUGUCAACCAAUCCGCUGGUGGGAAUUACUGCUGCAUAUAUGAGAACGUAUGUGGAAAUUAUUCGUCAGAAUGUGUACAAAUCACCUUAGGAAGCAAUGGUAACGAGAUGUUGGUCCUCAUCGUGUGCAUUUUGGCAGCAGUGGUCUUCCUCUUCCUGUUCACCUGUGGAGCGAAAUGGUUCCUAAAGAGAGAUAUCGCCAAGGCCAGACACAUGCAUAAAGAGCAGAGCCCAGUAACUGAAGUCUCCACCUUCUGAUUCCAAGCAUAAAUGCUGCGCCAGACUGAGACACGAAGACUUAAAUGAAUAUGAAUGUGUUUUCUUUCCUCGUGUGCCAUACUCUAGACAUUU
Brienomyrus brachyistius is the source of this 951-nucleotide messenger RNA. RefSeq lists its product as uncharacterized. Lineage: Eukaryota; Metazoa; Chordata; Actinopteri; Osteoglossiformes; Mormyridae. The transcript has 9 exons. The record is from RefSeq and is a predicted model, not a curated record. Bases 211 to 858 code for a protein of 215 amino acids.